UCGGGAACGCGCCUUUGGGAAACAUGUACCAAUCGGUCACGACGGAUGCUGGCAUCCUGGGCCUGCUGCCGCUGAGUGAAGACGAGAUCAACUGCCCCAAGAUCCACAACUUCCAUCAACUUCCGGCGAACAAGAAGACGUGCGGGCUCUGCCAUCCAGCCCGGCUGCUUCUCGGGGCAGUGCCGGGGCAAGAGCGACUUCGAUGACUUGAUGACGACCAUGGCGCAACAAGGGAAGAUCGAUCGCGCCUUCACCAUGUGCUUCGACGACAGCGCGGAAGGUGGCGGUAUGCUCUACCUGGGCAAGCCCAGCAAGUUGCCGGCCACCGCUCAGAAGAUCCCAAUGCCACCGCUGGACGGCAACAUGGCCAUGUAUUCGCCUCUCGCCAGCUUCAACGACCACGAAGAUGUGCAGUUUUACUACAACAGCAAGCAGAUUGGCACCCAGAAGGCGAAGGACUGGAACUACUACAUGGGACAGGGCUAUGGCUUCUCAGACACCGGCACUCCGGGCUUCAUGAUGGCACCCUCCCUGUGGUCUGCAGUCGUUGAGGGACUCAAGCAGGCGAUUUCGGCGGAUGCCUCCUGUCAACGUGUUUGGGGCUAUUCCUUGCAGAGCUUGAGCGGCUACUACGCCAGCGACGUCACCGUCUCCAAGGCCGCGGCGGACUGCGCCACGCAGUACCUGGGCGACUUCGUCGUGAAGCUGGGCCCAGACUCCAGCUUUAGCGUCUCGAAGAAGUCCUUCUUCUACGAGACCGAGCCCUGCUCUGGGAAGUUCAAGAUCUCCUGGGGCAGCAGUGGAGGAGACUACAUGCUUUUGGGCACUUCCUUCAACUAUGGCAAGACCAUUCUGUAUGACACCAGCGAUUUGAGCAAGCCUCAGCUGGUGAUGUUGGGAUCGGCCGACGGCUGCAAGGUGAACUACGGCGCGGCCAAUACCAAGCCCAUCCCCAUGAAGGGCGUGGCAGGCCAAGUGCUGGGCAUGGACGGCACCAUUACCGCCCAGCUGUCGAUCGGCACGCCCGCGCAGACGGUGGAUGUGCAGCUGGACACUGGAUCGCAGAAGCUGAUGGGAAUUCACCAGGCCUGCCGAAAUCUGGGUGAUUGCUUCCUGGUGCAGCCCGAGGGUGGCGGUCGGGUCUCAGUCUUCCAAGGACCGGACUACCACACCAGUCAAUGCCAAGAGCAGAUCGGCACCAUGGAUCGCAUCCUCUCUCAGGAGAACUGCCAAGGUGGAGGUGAUGGUCGCAUGCUGUGCAGCUGCAGCAGCCAAGAAGAGUGCAUGAAGCUGGUCUUGAAGACAGCCGCUGAGAACCUCGUACCCAACAAGAUUUGCGCCAUCACUCGCAAGAUGUGCGGAGCACAGGUGUCCUUCCAUCCGGAGUAUUCCUCCAGCUUUUCGCCCAAGAACCUUCCAAGCUAUGCCUUCAAGAAGCCUCCAGCGAAGCAGAAGCUCGAGGCCCAGUGUCACCUGACCUACCUCUGCGACGAGGGCAGUGAUGCGAGCGCUGGCCCUGCUCGCCGUAAACGCGGCGGCGGCGGCCGUGGCGGCGGCCGUGGCGGCGGCAGCGACUACGACUACGACUGGGGCUCCAGCGUCUGAGUGGGUGGCCGCGGCCGGCUUUCAAGGGAGACCGCGGAAUUUCGGAACAGGUUCGACUGUCGAA
Molecule: messenger RNA, 1669 nt
Organism: Durusdinium trenchii
Lineage: Eukaryota; Dinophyceae; Suessiales; Symbiodiniaceae
Source: the annotation of a GenBank genome assembly